This is a messenger RNA of Amoebophrya sp. A25, 397 nucleotides long. NCBI's taxonomy places the organism in Eukaryota, Dinophyceae, Syndiniales, Amoebophryaceae. The record is from the annotation of a GenBank genome assembly.
GGGAAGCUUAUCUGAGGACGAUAUCAGACGAAAGGGAACUUCCUCCAGCUGAUCGCGUAGUCUACUCGUUACAGGAACAGCUUGCGAAACAUCUUACCCGCGAAUGUGGACUUUCUCCAGCCAUGAUCGAGUCCUUGCUUCAACCAAAAGAAAAGGAGGGAGAAGAGCUAACUGCUGCUGAUACACUGGGAAGAGCAGAUGCGCAAAUCGUUGAAGAAAUAGAAAGACAGUCGGACUUUUAUGCAACUCGGAAGCAGUUCUACUACGUAGCCACCCGCGUCGCAUUCAUCUAUAGCACAGUUGAGCAAUGGACGGCUGCCGGAAGAGAACAAGGAGAAAAGGAAAGCCUAUGGAGCGAACUGCUAAGCAAACAUCUUGAGGGCAAAGCAAAGCAAAC